GUGAGCAUAUUCGCGUCUACGAGAUGGUCCUUAAUUAUGACGGAAUAUACAGGAUGAUCUUGGUUGCAGAUGUAUGUGUCCCAAUUGAACGGGAAAAAAUUGUAGGCUUUUUGCCAGUUUUGGAAGCGUUUUAUAAUGUUAAACAUCGUAUUUCCGAACUUUUAACGGUAAUUGCCUCUAACACCCGCCUAGUUCUCCAUCACGUUCUUCCUAUGGUAGAAUGCCUACCCCUUCGCCAAAACCUGUUAGGGUUGCAAUUACUGCGAGAUAAAGACAAAAGGUAUAAUUAUGAUAAAAUAUUAGAGCACCUUACUAUCAUCCGUGAAAAAAGAUCCAAGGAAAUGGGAUUACAGCUCCCAGAAAUCUCACGUAAAACUUUAUGUAGAAAAACCCAAAGGGCUAUAAAGACUUAUAAUUCGACGACGGCCCAUCGCCAAAAUCAUGUAGCCGAAAUUUUACCUGAGGUAAAUACACCCACCAAACCUCAAACUCUUCUGUGA
Molecule: messenger RNA, 500 nt
Organism: Acaulospora morrowiae
Lineage: Eukaryota; Fungi; Glomeromycota; Glomeromycetes; Diversisporales; Acaulosporaceae
Source: the annotation of a GenBank genome assembly